Molecule: messenger RNA, 1243 nt
Organism: Bolinopsis microptera
Lineage: Eukaryota; Metazoa; Ctenophora; Tentaculata; Lobata; Bolinopsidae
Exons: 5
Coding region: 38-664 (208 amino acids)
Biological process (GO): G protein-coupled receptor signaling pathway
Cellular component (GO): membrane
Molecular function (GO): G protein-coupled receptor activity
Source: RefSeq, a predicted model, not a curated record
GAGCAUUGGUGCGAACGUAACAACACGCAACGUGUGCAUGACCAACUCCCAGUUACCGAACGACAGAAACAACACCAUUCUCAGCAAUAACAAUGCUUCUUUCCACAGCAACGACUCAAUGUCCAGACUAAACUCAGUGAAAGUCAAAAGAGAUGAAGUUGUGAAUGACCUGAAAACUGCAAUGAAGAAAAUGUUCUGUAAAAAGGCUCGAGCAAGAGGUACGCCCAAAUGCAUGCGGAAUGCGAGCGUGACAGCGCGACUGAUAAUCGUGUGUUUCCUACUGUGCUGGACACCCUAUAUCUGUAAGAUAAUAUACACCCUAGUGCGGAGCUCGUCUAAAGAUAACGACCAGACUUGGUACCUCUACACGCACAUCCUUAUUGUUAUUACUGCCCUUUCGAACUGUGCAUGGAACCCGCUCAUAUAUAUCUCGCGGAGUGCAACCUACAAAAAAGAGAUAGCGAAGAUGCUCUUUUUCCGGCUGAAGAACAAGGCCACUCCUAAGACAGACAGUAAUUAUAACAUACCCGUCCCCGUCCAGAGAAUUCAACGCAAACUUAGCAUAAUCGCUGGAAUUGAGCCGAUUCCUUCUCCCAUACGACGGGCCUCGUAUAUUGAUGGUAAAGAUGAAAUACAGUUGACAUGCGGAUCAACACUCAACUAAUGAAGGAUAGAUUGGUAUAUCCUACUUUUCAGCAGUAUUCCACCAAAAUACACUUCUACAGCAGAACCAACGAUUUGGUCUAAUAAUAUAUCAAUAAAUGUAAAUUUUCAUUGGUCAAUGGUCAAGAUAAUCGUUCCAUCUAACUGAUCCAGAUUUUUAAUGAAGACGUUUUUCUACGAUCUUGGAUUAUUGGAUUAAAUUUAUACCGUUCAUAGUUUACUGUGAAAACAUGCAACUGGAAAGUUAUUUGAAUUUGAAAUGUGUGAUCACUGAUCAUGUUCAUGUUCAUGUUAUCGUUUUACAUUUUAACUUAUUUGUUUCAAAGUUAACAUGUUUAAUUUUACGUGCAUAUUAUUUCAUUUAAUUAUUGAAGAUAUUCAUUUUUUGUAUACUGAGAAAAUUAUAAAUCUAAUUUAUUGAUGUUUUUCAACGAUUUUCUAAAAAGACUAUAUUUACCUUAUAAUGACGGAUCACCUGUGUAUAUCACGCAGUCAUCAUAACAUUUUUGCAAAUAUCAGCUAAAUUAUUGAUAUAUCAAUAUAGAUGCUGUUGUUUAAUUAUUUGACAUUGUUGUAUUUU